GCACGAAGCGCGGUGGCGGUGAGCGGCUUGGUGCUCUGGUUGAUCUUGCCGCUUCACUCAUCGGAUUGGGAUUCGCUGCGAUCUCCGUCGCCAAGAUGUCCGACGACGAACAGCAAGAGCAGACUAUUGCCGAGGACUUGGUUGUGACCAAGUAUAAGAUGGGCGGUGACAUUGCUAACCAGGCACUGCGUGUGGUCAUCGACACAGCCAAGCCUGGCGUGUCUGUCCUCAGUCUGUGUGAGAAAGGAGAUGCUUACAUUAUGGCCGAGACUGGGAAGGUCUUCAAGAAGGAGAAGGACAUGAAGAAAGGCAUUGCGUUCCCCACCAGCGUGUCAGUCAAUAACUGUGUAUGCCACUUCUCUCCCUUGAAGAGCGACCCUGACUACACGCUAAAAGACGGAGACUUGGUCAAAAUUGACCUUGGAGUACACGUCGAUGGAUUUAUCUCCAACGUGGCACAUAGCUUUGUUGUUGGGGCCAGCAAGGAAGCACCUGUGACGGGCAGGAAAGCAGACGUCAUCAAAGCUGCCUACUUGUGUGCAGAAGCAGCGCUGCGUCUUGUAAAACCUGGCAACCAAAACACACAGGUGACUGAGGCAUGGAACAAGAUCGCCCAUUCUUUCAAAUGCAAUCCGAUUGAAGGUAUGCUGUCCCACCAGUUAAAGCAACACAUUAUUGAUGGGGAGAAGACAAUUAUCCAAAACCCCACAGACCAGCAAAAGAAGGACCAUGAGAAAGUGGAGUUUGAGGUCCAUGAGGUAUAUGCUGUAGAUGUACUCAUCAGCACAGGGGAAGGAAAGACAAGAGAUGGAGGACAGAGGACAACAAUCUACAAGCGGGACCCCAGUAAGCAGUAUGGACUGAAAAUGAAGACCUCUAGAAUUUUCUUCAGUGAGGUGGAAAGACGCUUUGACGCCAUGCCCUUCACCCUCAGGGCAUUUGAAGAUGAGGGGAAGGCACGCUUGGGAGUGGUGGAGUGUGCUAAACAUGAGCUUCUGCAGCCUUUCAGUGUCCUCAGUGAAAAAGAAGGAGAGUUUGUGGCGCAGUUUAAGUUCACAGUAUUGCUGAUGGCCAACGGACCUCUGAGAAUCACCAGUGGACCUUUUGAGCCUGAGCUUUACAAAUCUGAGCAUGACGUUCAGGAUCCUGAGCUGAAGUCUUUGAUACAGAGCUCUGCAAGUCGUAAAGCACAAAAAAAGAAGAAAAAGAAGGCUUCAAAGAAUGCAGAAAAUGCAACAGGGCAGCAAGCAGAGAAUGAAGUUGCAGCUCAGUAGUUACCUUCCUAAAACCAAUGUGUUCUUUGACACACACAAACGUUUCUAGCUCCUAGAAAUUGAAUACAUAAAUUUUCCAUUAAAUUGUUGUCCAUUGAAACCUGUGACAAAAAGCCAUCCACAAGUUAGUGUGGUUUGAAAAUAGAAGAAUUUAAAUUGAUUGGUCUGACGAACAAAUCUUUGUACUGAUUUGUACACAACUAUUGGCACUUAUCUUUUUGACGCACUAGGUUUACAUUAAACUGAAACAUUAUAUGUUUUGGAAAUGAAAUUGAUUAAAAAAAUAGCAGUUCUUUUGUAGUAUUAAGAUUUCUGCUGUGGUGAUCUUCUUAAUCUAAUAAAAAAAAAUUCCAGUCUAGUAGCUAAAUUAAAACUGUGCUAGGUUCAUGUAGAGGGAUUAUUGAGCAGUUUAAGCUGUUCGAAAAGUUUCUAAAACCUUGUCAUUCCUCAGGGCUGGAAUAUGAUCUCUAAGCAAAGCCUCACACUUUUAGGGACUAGUAGGUCUCUAUUUGGAUCUAGAGCCCUUCCACAGAGUAUUUAAAUGCUUUUUUUUGGUUGCACAGGGUUAUUAUAACAGCCACGUUCUUUUUUUUUUUUUUUUAAUGGGGACAUUUUUGGAACUAUGGUACACUUAUUUUUAGUAACUGCCAUCACUGUUUCCCCUCCAACCUAACAGUGAGGGAUAUAAACCAGAAAGAAGAUUGGUCUGAUUAAACUCUGUUACCAUUAUCACUCUCUUUGCCUUCACCUUACAUUAAAUAUUCUUGUCUUUUGUCUUAUAUGAAGCUACUACUGAAUCAUAAAAUUGAAAUUAGUCCCUUUAAACAUGCAUUCGAUUAAAGAUAUCUAGUAAGAUAAACAAGAAAAAAUGACUGCUUAACCACUUUUAAGCCCUUUUUGGCAUGUGUGUAGAGGGCGGCCCAAAAGUCGGCAUUCACAGCAUUUACUGUUUGCCUGUGGAAGUCAGUGGUCACUUCUUAAUCUGAAGUAUCCUGUCUUGGACAAGACCAUGAGUUUUAUUUAGUUUUCUCUUGUUGGAUUUAGAAAUCCAACAAGUCCUUAUGGGUCAUGAUAAAAGUAAAAAAGAUUACAUUUCAAAUAGGAAAAAAUGCCCAUGGAUCUAGACUUUUGGGCCCCUAUAUAUACCAGAUCAUACUAACCCUAACCCCUUCAUGCAUAAUGCUUAUUGGGUAAACGUGUAGGUAAACUAUUUAGGUUAAUGUUUUUGAAGAGAAUGACUUAAAAGAGCACAGGGCGGAGACUGCUUCAGUUAACAUAAUCAUGUUAAAUUGUGGUAGUAUUCUUCACAAUGAUUGUCCAUCAUGGACCAGUUUUGCCCAGUCUCAAAUGCAAUCUAAUAUAUUUCAUACCUUACAACAGUUCUAUAAUAAUCUCUAUUCGCCCUGCGAUGGAUUGGCACCCUGUCCAGUUUGUACCCUGUCUCGUGCCCUAAGCCUCCUGGGAUAGGCUCCAGGUCUCCGCGACCCUGAAUACAGGAUAACGCGGUAUAGAAGAUGAGUGAGUUAUCUCUAUUCAAAGCCAUUACUGGUUGUUCUGAAUCACUGUGCUACACCAUUCAGAUUACUGUACUUUAAAGAAUGAUUUUGGAGAAGUAUCUGUGCUGUGGUCCAGAAUUUGGCAGAUCGAUGUAUGACCGGGCAAAACAGGUAGCCUGUGUAGUGAUGUGACUGUGCUGAGCUUGUCUUUGGUUCGACUCCCAGACUUUACUCCUCAGUAGUGCCAUGUGCCUGGGACCAGUCUAGAUUGAUACUAUUCUGAUCUACUAGAAGAAACCAGUAUACGAGACUAUUUUACAUCUAACGAAAUAAAACAAUUUGAAUAUUUUUUCUUCA
This is a messenger RNA of Clarias gariepinus (North African catfish), 3127 nucleotides long. It is a transcript of the gene pa2g4a, whose product is annotated as proliferation-associated 2G4, a. The transcript has 13 exons. The coding region runs from base 96 to 1274 and encodes 392 amino acids. NCBI's taxonomy places the organism in Eukaryota, Metazoa, Chordata, Actinopteri, Siluriformes, Clariidae. The record is from RefSeq and is a predicted model, not a curated record.